UAUAAAUACAUAAGAAUUUUGUGGCAUGUAUGUAAAUGCCCCUUCGUCCCCGGCAUCAGCCUUUUGAAUCUCCCCGCUCUGCCGCUUUUCAAAUCCUUUCUGCUUCAACAAUGGGGGACACAAUGAGGAGCACGGAGAGAUCGAUGGCGUGGAAGGAGCCGAAAAGCAGAUGUAAGGUUCCAGUUGUGUACUAUCUCUCCCGAAGUGGUCAGCUAGAGCACCCUCAUUUCAUGGAGGUAACACUUUCCUCUGCAAGGGGACUCCAUCUCAGAGAUGUGCUUAAUCGCCUUGAUUUUCUUCGAGGGAAGGGUAUGGCGAGCAUGUAUUCUUGGUCUGCUAAGAGGAACUAUAAGAACGCAUUCGUAUGGCACGAUCUCUCUGAUGACGAUCUUAUCCACCCGGUGCACGGGAACGAGUACAUACUCAAAGGAUCCGAGCUUCUCCAUGGCUUAUCCUCCUCUCAGAAACCGCAGGAAAUGUCGGAAUCUCAACACACCCCUAAAUCGGAUGUGGGUUUCAUGCCGAUUAGACGGAGGAACACGAUGUGGAGCUCCAGAUCUCUCGAUCUUGGAGAGUACAAAGUCUACAAGACCGAUCUGACGGCGGCCUCCGCCGUGAACGCGGACGCAGCCACGCAGACAGAAGACAAACGCCGACGUCGGCGAGCUCAAGCGAAGGACGAUGAGGGUGACCGAUUGUUGGUCGGACGGCAAGAAGAAAACCAUAGAACAGAGCUCGGCUGUGAUGAGAUCUCGCCGCCUCCAUCUUCGUCAAGCCCGGAGACUCUCGAGACUCUGAUCAAAACCGACGGAAGCAUCAUGAGCGCUGCCGCCACCUCCGCCGCAACCAGAGGCGGAAAUUGCCAUUCCGGUCGUUUUCGGGCGUCGGCAUCGACGGUUGUAAUGCACCUGAUAUCGUGCGGCUCGUUCUCGCUGGCCCAGCCGUACCGUACAGUUCUCCAACGUGGCGCUUCCUUGGAUGAUCAGGAGUUUAGGGAAAUGAAGGGUCUGAUGGGCAUUUCGGGCUUGAGGGCUGCUGAGGAGGAGUACUAUAGCGGCAGUUUGGCGGAGACGAAGAAGAAGAGUGAUGGGGGCGAUGAGUCUGCGGACUUCCCCACGCUAAAGCGUUCCUCGUCGUACAGUGCUCAGAGGAGUGUGAAUGCAUUGGAGGUGGUGGAGAAGGAGGUGGGCGGCGUUCGAGCCAAGUGCAUUCCCAGGAAGCCAAAGGCGAUGGGCAGGGAGGGAACCAAGCGGAUUAACGAUGUGCGAAACCUAGCAAGCACUGGAAGCAAGAUGAAGGAGGGCGACGAGGAGGAGAAACCUACGCGUGUGGGUGAGGGACAAUAUCCGUGAACCAGGUGUGGAGGACUUGGGAAUGUAACGGCACUUCUCUUUUUAUUUUAUUUUUCUACGACGAACUUUUAUUUUUAAUUACAACAUAU
Molecule: messenger RNA, 1441 nt
Organism: Phalaenopsis equestris
Lineage: Eukaryota; Viridiplantae; Streptophyta; Magnoliopsida; Asparagales; Orchidaceae
Product: protein UPSTREAM OF FLC-like
Exons: 4
Coding region: 36-1352 (438 amino acids)
Source: RefSeq, a predicted model, not a curated record